AUGAGUGUAUCUGCAAAGAUGAUUAGCUUGCAGGAGUUGGAGGAAUACUAUCGGCAACAUUUUGAAAUUGCAUCAUUGCCCAUUGCACAAAGACCAAUAAAUUCUGAUCUACUCACCCGCACAGAAAGAGAGAUAAUGGAUUGUACCACAAGAAUUGACCAAGCAUUAGGUCUACCAACGAUUAUGGAUGUGAAGCCUGAAAGAACAUUUAAAAGGGGUUUCAACAUUAAUUCACUUUUUAAUGAUGUAACAAAAAUAUUUUCAGUAGAUAUAUUUUUGUUAAAGCGGUUCUAUAAUUCACUAAUUCAACUUAUAUUCACGUUUUAUAACUUCGUAUGGGAUAUCGGAUUGACAUUAUAUGGUCCAAGUAUUUGUAGUAUAAUCGAAGUCUUUUUUGGAGAUGGCUCUACUUUACAUUUGUUUCUACUAUGCGUGGUAGUAUCUAUAUGUAUAUUAAUACACAUAUUUUUUAACUGUCCCCCCGUAUACGUCAUUUUAUCAGGAUUUCCAGUUUUGUGGCAAGUGGCACUCACUAUAUCACCUACCUCCGAAAAUUAUUCAAUUCCAACUUUCAUAGAAAGAUUGCCCUAUAUUAGCACUCAUGAGAAGAAGACUCCAAAAGUCGUUGAAAGUAAUUGGAACGAACAAGAUAAUGUAACAUUUACAAUCAAAUCUGGUAGCUCAAAGAGGUUAAUACCUGAGGAGCGGGCUAUCGCAUUGCUUAAAAAAUUGGAAAAUGACCCUUACUAA
Babesia microti strain RI is the source of this 750-nucleotide messenger RNA. RefSeq lists its product as hypothetical. Bases 1 to 750 code for a protein of 249 amino acids. Lineage: Eukaryota; Apicomplexa; Aconoidasida; Piroplasmida; Babesiidae. The record is from RefSeq and is a predicted model, not a curated record. The transcript is spliced from 2 exons.